Molecule: messenger RNA, 5378 nt
Organism: Strongylocentrotus purpuratus (purple sea urchin)
Lineage: Eukaryota; Metazoa; Echinodermata; Echinoidea; Camarodonta; Strongylocentrotidae
Product: caspase recruitment domain-containing protein 14-like
Exons: 13
Coding region: 242-2302 (686 amino acids)
Biological process (GO): regulation of apoptotic process
Source: RefSeq, a predicted model, not a curated record
CGAGCUCAAUGUGCACCCGGAGUCUACAGUUUCCCAUCCGGUAUCCAAUAUAUUUGAUAUCGAAACAAUAUCAUAUUUACUACCACAGCUGGGGGAAGUCUCAGUGCCGAUCGGUGUUUCAUGCGCUCUGGAUAUAAUUAAUUUCUGUAGCAAGGAGCUUUCAUUGUUGUGGAGGAAUACAUUCGAUCUGUCAAGGCUAGGGAGGUGACACAAAUCAGAGCACGAUACGGAUAGGACUACAAUGGAUCCGAAAUGGGAGGACGAGCUGGAGUCGCAUCGGUUCGAGAUGACCCGAGUUCUCCGACCGGAUCGGUACUUCGAAAAGUUUCGGAGCGAGCGAAUCCUGGACGAGUUCGACACACAAGUCAUAAACAACGAGACGAAAAAUCCCACACGGGACAAAAAAGCAGGUCAAUUUCUCGACAUCGUGCGAGAACGAGGUCACGUGGCCUACAAACUGCUCCUAGAAUGCAUGGAAGCCGAUCACCCGGAUCUAUACAUGAACAUCACCGGUAUUAACCCGGAACCAAAAUCAUGGACGAUUGGCCUCAGCAAGACUUGCUCUUGUGAAUGCCACGACGAUCGGAUCUCGCUGGAUCUGAUGGAGGCUUACAAGAAGGAGAAACAGCAGAACAUCUCCCUGAGGAGAGAGCUUGAGAAAUUCACCAAGACCUAUGACAAGGGACUCGAGGAGAAACUCAAGCUGAAGCACGUGAAUGAAACCAUGAAAAAGCAACUCGACGUGCUACAGUCAGAAACAGGAGAAGUACAAAAGUUAAAGGACGAAAUCCAGUGGAAGCGAUUUCAGAUAUGUGAUCUUCAGGCGAAAGCUUACGAGGCCCAGACGCAGUUGAUUUCGUCCAACGAUAAACUCAGAAAGGUGAACCUGGAAAACAAUGCCUUAGAGAACAAGGUCCGGGAGGCCCAGGCCAGGCUGACUCUCCAACGCAAGAAAUCAACACGGUUAGAGCAGGAGAGAUCGACGGACAGGAUGCAAGCCAGCGAAACCCUGAGGUCACUCGUCGACCAACUCCAUGAACUAGGUCUGGACCGAGCCAAAAAGAUGGAGGACAAACCACCAGUGAACAACGAUGUACACGAUCAGACCAAACUGGAUAUAAUGGUAGCUGAUAAGGAAGAGGCCGUGACCAAGUGCGAAGAGACUGUCAAUGAGCUAGUCAAAGUACGUAAACAACUCUACGAGGUCCAAGAGGCGAAAACGAAGUUAGAGGCCGAGAAUGAAGAGUUAGACACAGCUGACACCUUGCUGAGGGAUGAACGUGAUACGGUGAUGGAGCGUCUAGAAAUGGCGCAAGAGGAAUUGACGCAAGUCAGUGCAGAGCGAUCACAGGCCAUCUCCGAGAGGAACAGGUCUUUCGAAGAGACAGCUAGGUCCAUGCUCGAACGUGAUGAGCUGGUAAAAAAACUCAACAACGAGAGGCAAGCGUUUCUCAAGCAAACACGCCAGCUCUUUGAACACAAAAGUAAAGUUCAGCAGCUUAAACGAGAUAAAAGGUUACUCCGCCAAGACGGUCAUCAAUCCUUAACUUUAUCAGUGAGCAUUGAUGGCUCAAAUGACUCCAAGAGAAGUUCUGGUGCCAAUGAAGUCAGUUAUCUCGAGGGCGGAAACGCAGGCGCACCGUCAACCGAUACCGCCAAACCAACGACGGUGGCGGACGGAUCGCCAUCAACACAACUCCACACUAAACGUUCCAUCAGCCAGAUCAAUCAAUCCGGCUUCGAUGCCGACGACGACGAUGAUUUUGUCGAUUACGAAUACCCAGUGGGGUGGCGCAAACGUUCUCAGGUGGUGUCGCAUGGUGAAAUCCCGGCGGCUGUGCGGGAACGGAGGGCUAGCAACGCGUCGAAAUCCGACAACCCAGGGGAACUAACCAGUCGACCUGACAGAAACGAGGAUCGUGACUCCGGCAAUGUAUCCGGCAUCGACCAGGCCAAUGAAAGCUCCGAUAGGAUCUUGGACUCACUCCCGUGUGAUGUUGAUGAAAAAAUUGGCACGCUGUGGUCCGACUUUGAUUAUUCCGCAUCAUCCGGGUCGAGAGAUUCGAAACCAGAGGAGAGACGGCCGGAGGAGAGACCAAUCUUGAGACCUAGUUUGUCUAGUGGUAUGUCUACUGAAGUUAAUGUGGGAUCUCUGAAGGACAAAAAACGUCGUCCAGGACCUCGUCUUAGCAGUUGUGAUGUUCCACCAUCGAACUACAUGGUCGAUGUCAAACUUAAUAGACGGAGUAAAACACUGGGCAGUUAUCCGGAUGACCCCCUCCAAUCCACUCCGGAACACUGAUGAGGACGGUAAACUCGAAACGCAAAUCUCAGAUCACGUGGUCACAGGGUAUUGACCAAUCAGGGGCUACGAUCACCUCAUUAGUACCAAAUUAGACACUAUUCUAUCUAGUUAUAAAACCAGUUUACACUGGUGUAACUUAAGUCUGGGAGACACGCCCACAUCAAUUCACUAUUAACACUAUCGUGUUCACGCCAAGGCACCCAUAAUAUGUUUAUUUUGCAAACGAGUAUUAUUAAAUUUGUCUAACUUCUCUGUAUAAACGUUAUAAACGAUGUAAAUAUGUUCUUGUUUAUUCAGGGCCCCAUGGAAGACCACUACUUGUUGGUGAAUGGGCUACCCUGUCAAAAGAUUAGAAAUAAAGGGUCUAUGGCAUGGGGUCCCUUGGCGUGGCACUAAAGUACUGUGCAAAUUAUGGCUUUCGUUAUAGUUGUGAAUGUAUACAUUUAGGCAUCCUCUCAGCCGAUGUUUUUAUCUUAGAAUAGGAAGGUAUUUAUAUUUGAGGUAACUUUAUCAAAUCUGAAAGAUUUGAAAUAUAAUUAUCAAAUUAUGUUAUCAAAUAUAAAUGAAAAGUAUUGUUGUAUAAAUAUUCGAUAAAAUCAGGGUUAUUAUCUUUAGUAGAUAAGGUGAUAGGAAAUAGAUUUUUGACAGUCGACGAAUUAACAGAUACAAUUAUUUAGUAUGAUCGUGGUGGGUGGUUAUGCAUGUGAAUAUGCCAAAAUACGAAUCGUUAUACAACAAAGAUGGAGGCAAAUUAUAUAAUAUGGUAAACAAGUUUGAUAAUUUUAAUGAUUACCAACGUAAAUCAAUGAUAUAUUCUAAUUUGAACUUGAAUAGUUUUGGGUUAUCAAUACAUUGUAUUACUGUGAAACAAAUCUGUACGGAACUCAUGAAAUUAAUUCAAAAAUCAUCUAAGGCGGUAGAUUUCUGGUCCUCUGUAGUUAUUUAAAUUGAAAUAUGUUCGUGAUAACUACUUGAUUCAAUUCACUUUAAAUUUAUGUAUAAUACUUUACCAACACCUGUUAAUUUAUUCAAAUGGGAACAUAAAGAAACGACUUGUGUUGUUAUCAUAACAAAACUGGUACCACAUUUUUUUUUAAUGCGAAAAUAUUUAUCCAUUAUGGAAUUUUAUUGAAAUAUUAUUAUGUAUCUCCUUUUGUAGAAAUGGUAAAUUCUCACUCAUUUAUGUUGUAUAUAGUUUUCAUGACGGAAAGGAAAAUGUUACAAAUAUUAAUUUACUACUUCAUUAUGCUUUAUUUGAAAUAUAUAAAGCAACUGUUGUAAAUAAAUUUAAUAAAACAUGUAGCAACAAAAAUGAUAGGGACAUUUUCUUGUUUAUGUUAAAUACAGACUAGAAGUUGAAGAAGAUAAAACUAAGAAAAUAGAUGCGAUUACUACUAAUCAGAUGAAGAUAAUUAAUGAUUACUUAUGUUGUAUAUAGUUUUCAUGACGGAAAGGAAAAUGUUACAAAUAUUAAUUUACUACUUCAUUAUGCUUUAUUUGAAAUAUAUAAAGCAACUGUUGUAAAUAAAUUUAAUAAAACAUGUAGCAACGAAAAUGAUAGGGACAUUUUCUUGUUUAUGUUAAAUACAGACUAGAAGUUGAAGAAGAUAAAACUAAGAAAAUAGAUGCGAUUACUACUAAUCAGAUGAAGAUAAUUAAUGAUUUACAUGAAAUGCAUUUAUAAUCUGCUUUCAAGUAAAUACAGAUAUAUAAUUUGAUUCUAUUUAAACAUGUGAUGUUUGCUUGUUGUAAAUAAGUAUGUAUGAUGUCAUUGUAAAAAAACAUAUUGCCUUAGUUUGAAGAUAUAUAAAUUAAAGUUCCAUAGCGUUUUUAGAAAUUUCUUUUUUGUCUUCAAAAUUAUGGAAAAGAAAGUUAAGAGUUUGCACAAUCUUCGAUCAUUUGUUUUGCAUUGCAAUCAUUACUUGUAGGUGAAUUCUUACUAGCCUAAGUACUCCGUUCAAAUAAUAUGUCUGAGUUUACGUAUCACGAGUAAGAUAAACAGUAUGUUGAUUUUUCUGCCGGGAUAAUACAAGCAUCAUUAAUUCAAAGCUUGUGAAAAGAAAAAAUUGUUUACUUUUAUUUACUGAUUGGGUAAUAAAGGGUGUCCCCCAUAUCACUUUUUUCAAAUGGAUAAUCAAGUGUCCUCAUAAUGUGCUUGUAUGUAAAUAGUUUGAAGAAGUAAUGAAAUAUACUAUUUCAUGCACUUUUAUUAUGUAGCGGGUAAAGGUUUAAUGUAUAUCUAUAUUUUUAUAAGGUUUGAUGAUUUACUUGUCAAAUAAAAUGCUUAAGUCAAAGCUAUUUAGUAAUUUUGCGCACCUGCGAAUAUGCCAUUUUCGUAACGUACAGUAUUUGAAUUUCUAUAGGUCUGUCUCUCUCAGAAUGCCGAUUACAUACAUUUUGCGUUGUUAAGGCGGAUAAACAUUUGAGUUUGUCCAACCGAGCAACACGUUAUAUAUAUAUGUAAUCUGUAUUCUGAAUAUUGUAAUACAGAAAUUGUAACAGUUGAAUGUAAUAGUUCUUGUCUAGGCAUUCGACAAAACGGGUAUGCAUUAAAGUUGGACGAAUUACGAGAACUACCUAUGGAAACGAAAGCCAAAUUGCUGUGGUUCUGAUAAAGGAUCCAUACGACGAUCAAGGAGAGGAUGGGAUAAGCCUUUAAACUAUUUUUUAUAUGACUCUUUAUCAUCGGAUCAGUACAUAGUUUUGUAUAUGAGAAACAUUUAAUACAUGAAUCAUUAAACAAUAUAUUUGUAUCAUGGAAAUUGCAUGUAUAUUGUUUCAGGAAAUAGAAUAUCAUGAGCACUUUUGCGGAAGUUAUUAUCAUUCUAUUUUCAUAUUACCUUAGCUGUUACUGAUCAAAUUCCCAGUACUAGUGCUACAUGUGUGUGUGCGCGCGCGCGUGUGUGGGUGUGUGUAUGUGGGUGAGUUUGUGUGUGUAUAAAUAUAUAUCUAUCGCUGCAUUGAUCCCCAUCUUCUGAGAAAAGUGAUAAAUUACAUGUUCUGUUUUCUCUCUUUUACAUUUUUAGUCCACGUUUAAUCGAAAAUGAAUAAAGUAUAGUAAUAAUAAACUGUA